This is a messenger RNA of Kazachstania africana CBS 2517, 1113 nucleotides long. It is a transcript of the gene PFA5, whose product is annotated as palmitoyltransferase PFA5. Gene Ontology annotation, biological process: protein targeting to membrane; peptidyl-L-cysteine S-palmitoylation. Gene Ontology annotation, cellular component: endoplasmic reticulum; Golgi apparatus. The transcript has a single exon. Bases 1 to 1113 code for a protein of 370 amino acids. NCBI's taxonomy places the organism in Eukaryota, Fungi, Ascomycota, Saccharomycetes, Saccharomycetales, Saccharomycetaceae. The record is from RefSeq and is a predicted model, not a curated record. Gene Ontology annotation, molecular function: protein-cysteine S-palmitoyltransferase activity.
AUGAAUUGGAAUUGGGACUUGAAUAAAUAUCCACAGUUAAGAUGUGUCGUUCCCACGGUGUUUUUCUGCCUGAUGGUGUAUGGGACGUGGGCAUUCAUUCAUAAGCUUUGUGUCAAGCAAUUAUUGGGGAGGCAUAACCACCAUGCCGCUGGUAUAGCGUUGAUAGUGGUGCAAAGUGUGCUGUUUGCGGUGAUCUCAUUUAUAUGGGCUCAAAUUUUGGUGGUUGGUCCCGGAAGACAGCCUCAUAUUGCGCCAUUUGAAUUGGUUUCGACAAACACAACGUCAGAGACUCAACCAACUUCUACGGUACCUGCCAAAUUGUAUCAAUGUGAUUCGAAUGGGUAUCCACGGUGGUGUAGUAAUUGUGAAGGUCUGAAAUCCUUAAGAUCACAUCAUUCUAGUGUGGCAAAUUAUUGUAUUCCGAGAUUUGAUCAUUAUUGUAUUUGGCUCGGUACAACAAUUGGUAAGGAUAACUACAAACAAUUUGUAAUUUUUUUAUUCUACUGUACCGUAUCAUUUGGCAUUAUGUGGAUCAGUGCUAUCGUCUGUUACUUGAAGUAUGGAAGGCAUUAUCAAGAACAAAAUAAUUUUGAUGGCAAUUUGGUCACUUUAGUAAUUUUGGGGGCGAUGGGUUGGUUUUUCGUUGCUGGAUUGCUACUUGCACAUAUUAGCUAUAUGGUGAGGAAUUUGACAUCGCUAGAAGUAAUAAUGUUGAACAAUAACAAGAAAUUCAAGAAAAAACACAGAAAGAACUCAGAAUUUCCUACAGAGAGAACGGUAUUUCUUUCAUUCUGGGAUGAAGAUCGAAAUGAAAGGUAUAUCAUUGAGGUGACAAGUACUGAAUUUAUCAAAUGCUUCGAUAAGAAAAGCUAUUUGAAAAACUGUCAAGAAUUCAUGGGCCAAAACCCUUUGUUAUGGUUAUUUCCGGUUGCUGCUUACAAGAGAACACAAGCUGCAUCGUCUCUUGAAAAGCAGUACGACUUGGAUACCAUACUGGGGACUUACAACGAAACUGUCAGUAAGAAUGCUAUCGUUUUCUUAAAGGGAAAAAUUUCUCGAGGAGAGUAUCUUACAACCCUCGAUGCUCACGGUGAUAAAUUCCUCUCUAACUAG